UCGCUGCCAUAUCUUUCGCCUUUCUGAUGAAGACAUGCUUGACAGACGAGCCAUCCUUAUAAGGGCAGGUAAAAACAACAAUAAUAAGAAGCUGAUAGAAUAAACUGAAACAACCAUAAUAGCAGGAAACACCAAAAGCAACAGAUAGCAGAAGAGACAAGUUUUAGAGAAAAAGAAACUAUAAAUACUCUAUGUAGUCAAAGGAAAAUCAAAUCAAUUUGAAUAUAUGCAGAUUGUUAGCCACUACUGUGAUGGUUAUCCUAUUAACAUGUAUGGCUUCUCCCUCUUUAAUCAGCAAUUCUUCACUUUCAUUAGAAAAUGAAAAAAGGAAACAGUCUUGACUAGUGUUUUAAGAAUACAAAUCAUGCAUAGACUACAAUUGCAUCAUAAUUUUUUUCUAGUGAACUGAGUGCGAAUGCAUCCUUACAACUGCAUGAUCAUUCACAAAAUUCAUCCCUACUUUAUUCUUAUUGAGCCAGGAACCUAGCUACUGAUUUUUAAAAUGGGAUUUCUGAUAGAUAGGAAAUGGUUUUUCUGAGAUGGAGAGAUUGGCAGUUGCAGCAUUUCUUAUUAUUGCAACGGUAUUCUACUAACUAGGCUAUUGUGUUUGAUGUGAUUGUAUUUCAUUUCAAUAUAUCUGGUUCUUGAACCAUCACCAAUUAUGGCUUCUGGUGGUUGUUUGCUUGUUGUUCUAAUGGAUGGUGUUGAUGAUAUAUAUUAUUGUCUUUCAGUUCACACAUGGCUGCUGGAACAGAGGAAUUAUACGAAGGUACAACAUAUAUCUGACUUACCAUUCAGUAUCGCAUUUUGUGGCAAUUAGGAGCCUAAUUAAUUACUUCAUAUAUUUCUUGUGCAGGAAGCAAUCUCAGAGUUCUACCGGUUCAUUUGGAACCUUUUCUACGCUGAGUACUUCAUUUUCCCUCUAAUCUGAAGCUUAUUUUGGCUUCACCUUUUCUCCCCUGUUUCUGAAACUCUGCCUACCCUUUUUUCUUAAAUGCUCAACCGGCUCCCCUCAUUUUUCUACCGUUAGCUGCUUCUUGUUGUUUGCUAAAGCUGCUGUAGAAUGUGCAACAAUUAAACAUUAUUAUGAUUCUGAAAUAAUAAAAAAAUAUUGAAUUGAGGUUAAAAUUCAAGAUCCUGACUUUUGUUCUACUCCAAGUCUGAGUUGAAAUCCAAUUGAGCGAGCAAGCUUGAUCACUAUAUAAAAUGUCACAGUAUGGUUCAUCUCUUCAAAAGCACAAAAGAGACCAUACAGAACCAUUCAUAAUUCAUAUAUUUUGAUAGUACUCCUUUGGAAGGAAACAAUACACCAGUCCACAAGCUUGGGCUGACAAUUCAUAAUAGUUAAUUUAGGGCUUAAAAGCUUAGGAAAGAAAGGAAAACAACACAAGGAAAACAACACAUUCAUACUCCCAUAUGGCAAACGGAAACAAUACUCCAUAUAACACACAAUUCCAGAGAUAAACUAUGCCUUUCUAACACUCUUGUUUAUUUAGUACUAGACGGAGAAGUGUCGCAGGCAUGGCUCUCUCUAUAUAGUCGUAACAGGUGGCUGAUCAAUCGAUUAUUCAUCGUCAUCAUUGCGGCGAGGGUGGUGAUGCUUAUAGCGAUGCUGCCUCCUCUCGUCGUCAUCCUCGCCAGAGUCAUUAUCUCCCAGCAAAGGACACCAGUUAGUAACAAGAUUUUUCAUUCAAGCAAAAGAACAUCCCCCAAAAUGCAGUCAAUAACUAUCCAUCUAGGCUUGAUAAUCGGUUCGGUUGCGGUUUAACCGAACCAAUUCGUUGGUUAACCGCCACCGAAGAGAGGCCGUUACCACCAACCGUCACCGAAACCGAGAAGGUCUACGGUUAGCCGCCACCGAAAUAGCUAACUGCGGUGCGGUUAGUCGGCUAAACCGACCCUCACAAUUAAAAUAAAAUAAGGGGAAUUUUUGGGUUGUCUCUCUCCUUCUCUCUGGAAAUUUCCUAAUCCAAAUCCCGUAUCUCUCUUUCUCUCUCAAAAUCUUCUCCAAUCUUUGAGAUUUCCCUCUUUGAAUCUGCUGCUCCUAGCCUCUUCCCAUCUCACUUUGCAGCGACGGUGAGCUGGCAAUCGGCUCCGACGAAGGGCGCCAGCGAGGUAGAUGGGAGGCGGUGACGACGAGGAAGAAUGCAGGGCGGCGAGGAUGGAACAUGCAAGGCGAUGCAGGGGACGACGAUGACGACGGCGACCGAAGAUCAACCUGCUGCUACUGGCGAUAGGCCUUGGAUCUGGAGGAUGAAGAAGGGGCGGAGAUUGAGACCGCUUCGAUUCUUUCCGCUUUGCAGUUCUCGUCAACCUCCGCGAAUGAAGAAGGACGGGAUGGCGACGAAGACCGAUGAUCGAUUCACUGCUGCAGCCUGCAACGACCCCUUCUCCUUCUUGGCCUUCUUUUGCUGGAUCUCGAUGGCGGACGACAGCGAUUGAGGAUGAAAGGGCAACAAAGAUUCUUCUUCUAGAGAGCCAUGGAGGGGUUGGGACUUGGGUUGGGAGGGAGAUUAGGGGGAAAAGGAGUGGCGGAGCGGUUAUGCAGUGCACCGAUUUUAUCUCGGUUAGCCACCGACGGUUGCCGGUUAACAUAAAUCCCCAAAACAGCCCACCGACACUGCCACCGAGGGUAAGUUAUCGGUUUUCGGUUCGGUGAAUAACCGCUCAGUUCGGAUCGGUUUUUGGUUUAACCGAGAAACCGCCAACCGAUUAUCACCCCGUCUAUCCAUGGUUCUUCCCACUACUAAACCAACUAAAUUUCA
Linum trigynum is the source of this 2765-nucleotide messenger RNA. NCBI's taxonomy places the organism in Eukaryota, Viridiplantae, Streptophyta, Magnoliopsida, Malpighiales, Linaceae. The record is from the annotation of a GenBank genome assembly.